This is a messenger RNA of Kalmanozyma brasiliensis GHG001, 3009 nucleotides long. Its product is annotated as NAD-dependent epimerase/dehydratase. The record is from RefSeq and is a predicted model, not a curated record. Gene Ontology annotation, molecular function: 5-oxoprolinase (ATP-hydrolyzing) activity. Lineage: Eukaryota; Fungi; Basidiomycota; Ustilaginomycetes; Ustilaginales. Bases 1 to 3009 code for a protein of 1002 amino acids. Gene Ontology annotation, biological process: glutathione metabolic process. Gene Ontology annotation, cellular component: cytosol. The transcript has 2 exons.
AUGACCAAAGAGAAUCAGCAGGAUGCGGGGCCAGACCCCAUCUUGCUCUCGCUCUUCGCCAACCGCUUCAUGUCGGUCGCCGAAUCCAUGGGCAAGUCGCUCCAGCAGACCUCAAUCUCGACCAACAUCAAGGAGCGACUCGAUUUCUCCUGUGCCCUCUUCAGCCCGGACGGCUCGCUCGUCGCCAACGCACCGCACUUGCCCGUCCAUCUCGGCUCCAUGUCGUUCGCAGUCAAGUUUCAGGUCGAUCACCUCGCCUCGAUCGGCGAAAAGAUGAAACGCGGCGACGUCAUCAUGGCCAACAUGCCCGUCGCUGGCGGCUCACAUCUGCCGGACAUCACAUGCAUCACGCCCUGCCACGCCGAAGACUCGGACGAGAUCAUCUUCUUUUGCGCUAGUCGAGGUCACCAUGCAGACAUUGGCGGAAUCACAGCAGGAUCGAUGCCGCCGACGUCCAAGACACUGUUUGAGGAAGGCGCGCGCAUCAAGUCGUUCAAGAUCGUCAGCGAGGGCAAGUUCGACCGGAAGGGACUGGAGAGGUAUAUGCUGGAAGAGCCGGCGCAGUAUCCCGGCUGUUCUGGGACAAGGUGCUUCCGAGAUGUGGAGAGCGACUUGCAGGCGCAAAUCGCGGCGAAUCAGAAGGGCAUCAAUCUGAUCCAUAUGCUCGUGGCAGAGUGGGGGCUGGAGAUGGUUCAGCGGUACAUGGAGUACAUUCGCAAAAACGCGGAAGGGGCGGUGCGGUCGCUGCUUCGAAACGUCGCCGAACGACAGGGGACCAAGCUGCAUGCAGUGGAGUACAUGGACGAUGGAACGCCCAUCGAGCUCAGCGUCGACAUCGAUACAGCGAAAGGCUCGGCAACAUUCGACUUCGAAGGUACGGGUCCGGAGGUGGCGGCCAACUUCAAUUGUCCUCGAUCGGUCGUCUCGAGUGCGAUCAUCUACUGUCUCCGCUCCAUGGUCUCGUCUGACAUCCCGCUCAAUCAGGGCUGCUUGACGCCGAUCGAUAUUCGCAUUCCCAAAGGCUCGCUCCUGGAUCCGUCCGAAACCGCCGCCGUCGUCGGAGGCAACGUGCUCACCAGCCAACGCAUCACCGAUGUGGUGCUCAAAGCCUUCAACGCAGCAGCCGCCAGUCAGGGCGACACGAACAACCUCACCUUCGGCCUCGGCGGCAAGGACAAGGAGGGGAACCACAUUGAAGGAUUUGGCUACUACGAGACGAUCGCGGGUGGUUCGGGCGCCGGACCUUACUGGCAUGGCACAUCGGGCGUUCAUACGCACAUGACCAACACGCGAAUUACCGAUCCCGAGAUCAUGGAGAGGAGGUAUCCCGUCGUGCUGCGCGAGUUCUCGCUGCGAGACGGAUCGGGGGGUGAGGGCGAGUUCAGGGGUGGAGACGGGGUGGUGAGGGAUAUCGAGUUCCUCAGCCCGGGCAUUCAGGUGUCGAUUUUGAGCGAGAGGCGGGUCUUUCAACCGUAUGGAUUGGAAGGCGGAGAGAGCGCAAAGAAGGGCAUGAAUCUGUGGAUCAAGCGGCGCAGGCAGGAGGAUGGGGAUGUGCGCGAAGGUGAGAAGGAAGAAGAAGCCGCGCCGAGGAUCAUCAAUCUCAGCGGCAAGAAUACGACACCGAUGGGAAGAGGGGACAGGAUCGUCAUCCAGACGCCCGGCGGUGGAGGAUGGGGUAGCAAAGCGAAGGACGGUAAGAAGCCAGAUGGUGACAAGGCGCCGAUCAACGAGCGCAACGCCUCGGGAAGGAUGGCGCCGUUGUUGAACGAUGCGAGCACGGAGAGCGGGGUGAUCGCGAAGAGCGAGGACGAUGUCGAUGCGAGUAGUGUUCAUAGCGCGGUCAAGGGGGCGCAUCAUACGACGCGGGCGAAGGGAAGCUUCGUGGCCUUGGACAGGACCACCAACAACACCUCCGACCUCGACGAUCGAUUCGUAGUCAACUCCUCACUCAGCUACUGCGACGACGAGAUCCUAUCACUGCUUGGAAAGCCAACCACCAUGGCGACCACGAUUCUCAUCACGGGUGCCGGCGGCUUCCUUGGCUCGCUCCUCGCUGAUACGUUGGUACGACUGCAGCCGGAGCAGACGUUCCAAUUCAUCCUCGUCGACGUCUCAACUCCUCCUGCGCCCAAGACUGCGGGCGUCCAAAGCCAUUGUCUCGCAGCGGACCUGACCACGCCCGCUGGAGUUUACUCGAUCUUCCGCACCCCCCUCGGUCUGCCCUCGGUCAUCUACUCUCUGCACGGCAUCAUGUCGAAAGGUGCCGAGGACAACUGGGACCUUGGCUUCCGGGUCAACUUUGUUUCCACGCAAUCUCUCUUGGAUGCGGCGCGGGCGCUUGUGCCUGGGGUCAAGUUCAUCUUUGCCUCCUCCGUCGGUGUAUUUGGGGGUAAGCUACCGGAGGUGGUGACACCAGACACGUAUCCGCGGCCAGAGUCGAACUACGGGACGGCCAAAGUGAUGUGCGAGUACCUCGUGACGGAGUAUUCCCGCAAAGGCUUUGUGGAUGGUCGAGCGGUGAGACUGCCGACGAUCACGGUGAGACCGGGUGCCCCCGCCGCUGCCACCACCGCCUUCGUCUCAGGUAUCAUCCGCGAACCUCUCCAAGGACUAGAGGCAACCUGCCCUAUCGGUCAAAACGCCGACGAUCCGGUGUUGGCAAGCACCGAACUGUGGAUCUCAUCCCCCUCCAUGGUCCUGCAAAAUCUGGCCAUCGCAAAAGACAUCCCCGCCGACAGCUUCCCCAAGUACUCCCGCGCCGUCAACCUCCCCGGCUUCACGGUCAGCGUCAAUGACCAAGUCGAGGCACUGAGGAAGGUCGCCGGAGACGAAGCGGUGAAACUGAUCAAGUUUGAGAAGGACGAAGUGUGCGAGAGGCUCGUCAAGACGUUCCCAGCUAGGUUCGAUAACAGCUUUGCGCUGGGGAUCGGGUUUAAGGUGGAUGAGGGUGGGUUCGAGGCCAAUGUGCGGGAGUUUCAGGAGUACCUUGCUGCUCAGAAGAAGCAGUAG